Pocillopora meandrina is the source of this 1425-nucleotide messenger RNA. The record is from the annotation of a GenBank genome assembly. NCBI's taxonomy places the organism in Eukaryota, Metazoa, Cnidaria, Anthozoa, Scleractinia, Pocilloporidae.
AUGCAUGUCCCUUUGGUGUUUCUUGUUUUUGUGUUAUACACAUUUAAAGAAACAUGUGAGGCUUCAGUAGCCGAGAAUUCUGGGCUAGGAAAAGUGAUAGAUCUUCGAAAGGUCAACAUACUGGCCGACUUUCAGGAGCAAGAGAACAGGAUCUUUGAGGAGCUCCCCCCGAAAUGUCUCGUAAAGAAAACUUUGAAGUCUUCAAGCAGCCACUUCGAAUAUUAUGCAAAUACCAAGGAAUUUUAUAAAUCACUUGCCACCCAGUCAAGCUUGAGCGCCUCUUUACAGUCCGCCUACUCGUUGGGUGUUACGGUAUCAGUAGCAACAAAGAGCAAAAGUUCACAGAACACUGAAGUGAGUGGCAUGUCUUUAAUCAAGCAGGCGUUAACAGAAAAGAUCUAUGUCGAUAAAGAAUGUCUUCUGAAUGACAUCACCGACUUGAAGGAAACAUUUCUGAGUGACCUGGAGGACUUGCCCGUAAACAUCCAAAAUCCCUGGGAAACAAACUCAUGGAGAGAGUAUUAUGAUUUUCUUAAGGAAUACGGCUCUCAUGCCAUAACGUCUGUGAAGCGCGGAUCAAGAUUUCAGCAGAUGACAUUCGCAGAGAGCUCUAAGGCCUACACUGAAAGAGAUUUCCAAGUAAAAGCUUGCAUUUCGGUCGCAGGACCUUCCCAGGUUGGAAAGGUUGGCGUUUCCGCAUGUUCAAACGUAAGCCAAAGUGAGAUAUCCAAAGCGAACGAGAUGAGAACAAGCGAGAAACGCUUUGUCAGAGGUGGAAAAAGGGAAACAAAUAGCAAGCUGGUAAACGAAGCGAUGUCGGUUGAAUUGCUUGGCCAACUCAUGGAUGAAGCAGAUGAAUUUCCAGCGUCUGUUCAGCACACCUUCAUGGCGAUCUGGACCAUCCUAAAGAGCCGAUUUAAACAGGGAUCUCCUAACAAUAUCCGAGCCACAAACCUAGAGUACUACUACCUUGGGUUCUUGAAUUAUGGUUGUCCCUUCAAAAGUAGCUCUGGACUUGCCAUACAAAAAUUUGACCAUACCAGAGGUUCCAGUGAGAAGUAUCCAGAAUUCGAGUGUACCCUGGCAAAAGAGGGUUGCCACAAUGAUGAUGACUGUCACUACAAACCCGUUUGGUGCUCCUGUCGUGGUCCAACAUGUGUCCAUUACAAGAAAGUCAAACAAGGUGCAGGUGACUCUAAGGUAACUGCAGACCCAAACACAUCAGAAGAUUGGGGGUGGCAUGGUUGCGAUUGGAAAGUUGCGGGAUCUUGGUGCAAGUGCUAUAAUAAAAAUCGUGAUCAGCGGAAAACUGUGUGGCCCUUGCCAAACAGAGAUGCCGCUACACAUAAAGCAGCAACCAAAACCGCUGACAAAAAGGGCGGAAGAUUACUGUUUCGAAAGUACACCGCUGGGCAACAGAAUUGA